GACCAAUGCGGUUAGUCUAUAACACACUCAACCGACCUUGCUGACUAGCGAGCUAGCUGCCGACACUGCUCCAGCUGAGAGGAAGCGACCGAAGGAAAGCAGGACAGAUGAGAUUCAGGACUCAGAAUAAAGUGAGUUUAUGGGUGACAUGUAUCUAUCUAAUCUUUUGAUAUUAUGUUAAGAGUUGUGGACGUGUAGCUCAAAGUUUAGCCGCUUAGACUGACAGUUUACAGCAGUAGUUUAGGUGUCUGAUUCUCAUUACCCAGACCUGUCAGUGUGCUAAAGCUAAAACAAGAGCUUCCUCUUCUUAUUAUUAGCCACUCAGUAUUUUUUAACCAUUACAGGCUUUAAAAACGUUUAAAUUAAAAGCAAAUGGGAAAGACGUACCCAAAAGGAGCCCUGUCUAUCCAGUACAGCUUGCUUUUUUCCUUACAUAUUGUUGUAGUAUUUACAUUUUAAUGUCAUUUGUCAUGUACAGAUGUGUUGGAGCCGAGCCCUCCUCACCGGUUCAGCUUUGCUGCUGGUCCAGCUGCUGUGUGUGGAGGCUGUGCCCAUCAGUGUUGACAAGACAAAGGUCAAAGAGGAGGAGAAGAAAAAUGAGGAGCCACCAGCCAGUGUGGUAAAAAGAUACACCAUACACUGACUAUUCUCUGAAUACAUAGAUUGCGAAUUAAUCCUUUGUUUUACAGUCAUAGGGAGCUAUAAUAUCAUUUCUGUACCUGUACAGAUUAAAUAUAACUUUAAUAAAGUAAAGCUGUUGUCUGCCUUUAGUAAAGCAGUAUAAAUUUAACAGGAUUUGAUCAAUGUGAAAUCCCACAAAUCCCACAUAUUCACUCUUUACAGUCUCUGGACUUUGCAAGUGUUUUCUCUGUUUUGUAUUUCAUACUUUUUCAACAACAGCUCAAGAUGUUGUAGCUUUGUAGAGUGUAGGGCUUAAAGGGAUCUUACUAUAUAACACCGAGUUAGACACCCCCUCAAGAGAUGAAUGUUGCUGACCGCUUGCUUCUCUAGUUAUACCAACUUUAGUAACGACCACACGAUAGCAAUACACAGCGGUCUGAGGAGCCAUUAACAAACCUCAACCAAAACACCACUCUAUAGCCACAAAUAAUGCUCAGAACAGCACCUAACUUCAUCAACAGUACGUAUAGGGUCCCAGCCAUAGUACUAGCCACCAAACAUCUUUUAAACUUUGCCUUAUUUCUUUAGCAAAGAGACGAAACACAACUCACCUACUCUCUUUCAGCAGCCGCUAGUUUGUAGCGAGACCUCGGGCCAAUCAAUUACGGACUACAGCGGGGUUUCGCAGCUCAAGGAAGAACAUUUAUGAUCAUUUCUUCAUGGAAAUGCAAUCAGACCGAGACGCUAAGGCAGAAGAACUACUGCGUCUGCAGUGCAAAAUGAUUAAUAUGGUGAUUAUUACUUCAAGGAAAUGAUAACGUAAUGAUCAUUAAUUUUCUUCCUUGAGCUGCGUCACCCGCUGCAGUCCGUAAUGGACUGAUCAAGGUCUCGCUACAAACAAGCGGCUGCUGGAAGAGAGUAGGUGAGUUGUGUUGGGACCCUCUAUGUACUGUUGAUGAAGUUAUGUGCUGUUCUGAGCAUUUUUUGUGGCUAUAGAGUGUAUUUUUGGUUGAGGUUUGUUUAUGGCUCCUCAGACUGCUGUGUAUUGCUAUUGUGCGGUCGUUACUAAAGUUGGUAUAACUAGACAAGCAAGCAGUCGGCAACAUUCAUCUCUCAACUCGGUGUUACAGUGUCUUUUGACCCUGAAUGAAUUUUACGCCAGAAUAUUGGGUGUUCCAGUUGAAUAUUGACUUAAUAGCCAAACAAGGUGAGGAAUCUGUAUGACCAGUAAAAAGCUUUCAGUACAUCAGAAUUCUCACUUAUUUAACGUGUCAUCUAAUUUGUGAUUAUUACAGGACACUGGACUCCACUACGAUCGCUACCUCAGAGAGGUCAUUGAUUUCCUUGAGAAAGACCAGCACUUCAGAGAAAAGCUCCAUAACACAGACAUGGAGGACAUAAAGGUAUUCUGCUUUUCUCUGAUUUUUUCUCAUCAUACUGAAGAUUACUCCAACUCUUCAGAACUUUAUCUCAGUUUUACUAAAUAGUCUACUGAAAAAUUAAGUAACUGUGAUAAAAUAUUAACUGAUGUAUAAUAUUCAGAACCAGCACAUCUUAAAAUGCACUGUUUCAUGUAAAAUACAGCAAGGGAAGCUGGCGAAAGAGCUGGACUUUGUCAGCCAUCAUGUGAGAACCAAACUGGAUGAGUUGAAGAGACAGGAGGUCAACAGACUGCGAACUCUGAUCAAAGCCAAGCAGGACAUAGAAGGAGGAAAUGGUAUGUGAUAUAAAAACAAAUUUCUACUUAAUCAAAUUUUUUUUGUGUUCUACUGUAAGCAUGAGAGGAAAAUUCUUCAUCAAAAAUCUGUACGUAUAUUUUCAUAAUUAUGCCAUUUAUUGCUCCUUGUGUAGACAUUGCUGUGGACCACCAGGCUCUGCUAAAACAGUUUGAGUAUUUGAACCACAUGAACCCACAUACGUUUGAGGUGGAUGACCUGGAUCGACUCAUCAAAUCGGUAAAUUACUUCCUUACACAAAUCAAAUACAUGUUUCUACUGAGUGAUAAGUGAACAAACACAGAAAAAAGGAAACAGUACAGAGCUGUUGAGUCUUUGUGUAGUGCUGUUGUUGUGAGAGCUUGGAGAUUAAAUCAAGACUAAAAGUUUCUAUUUCCUUAAAAUUGUGGACAGUAAUACUCCAAGAGCGGUUGUAGCUGCCAAGAUCUGCAGUGUUAUAAUGGGAACAGCUAAUCUCAUUUGACCUCUUUUCAUUAGCAGCUUAAUUGUCAAGAGAUUUUCAUUUACAGUAGUAGAUUAAUUUAGACCUGCUCUUUUCCUCAAGUAAAAUUCCAGCACAGGUAUGCUAGGUCGUAAUGGUACAUAGAUUGUUCUUACAUAAUGCUAAUUUAGUCUCAAGACCUCUGAAAUGUUGUCAUGUUACAUGUCACAUUUACUUAUUUACUUUUAUACAGUUUAUUCACACACUGAUGGCAGAGGAUGCAAGUUUAUUUUGUUUGUGGUGUCAGUGAAACUGUUGUGAGAAAUUAGUAGCUGACGAUGUUAUACUGGACAGAAUUAUUGUCAGAGGUAGGGUGACCAUAUUCUGACUUUCCCAAAAAGAGGACACGGCUACGCGGCGUUGUCACGGAGUCGCAUGAAGUUAAUUUUGAGAGUUUUUUGGGUCAGCUUGAAUGUCUUUUACGCGCUUCUAACUUAGUAAGUCCACAUGACACAAACUUGAAACUUCUGUACAAAACUGCGGACAUUUGAAAGAUUUUAUAAACUUCCCCGAACAAUGACAGACAAGCCUAAUCAGUCCCCAAAAAAGAGGACAUGUCCGGGUAAAAGAGGAUGUAUGGACAGCCUAAUCAGAAGUGUUUUUGAUACUCUACUCGGUUAUUUAAGGCUGGUGUACUGUAUUGCAGACGAACCCUAAUAAAGACAGUGCAUGCGCAGAUAUCUCUGUCUGAGAAUGUCAUGCACAAACUAUUUAGAGCAGUUGUUUGCAAAGGAACUACAACUUUGGGAAAAGGAAGUCUGUUUGAUUAUCUGAGUACUGCACUCACAGCUUUUUAGCAUGGAUGUCUUCAGUUGUUGCCUUGUGGUUUCUGACACAGUUUUGAUGUGCACAACUAAACCAAAAGGCCAAACAGGCUCAGCAAGUGGCAUAUUUAAGCAGGAUAUACUAGAUUAUAGUCCCCCUGAAGCAAAUGAUACAUGCUGUACAACCUGCAGAAGUGUCAUACCAGUGUGAACGAUCAUACAGUAACUUUGCUCAGUAGUUAUAGAGAUAAUAUCCACUGUGAUGAUGGGUUGCCUGUCUGAAGUACAUGUAAAAUCUUGACAUGUUGGUUUUUUUUACCAGUGUGGGAAGGUUACAUUGUAAAAUCUCUAUUUUUUGUUCUUGAUCCAGCACACAUGCAGUAUUUCCAGAAGAGCUUUCAGCACAAGCAAAUAGAGAACCCUCAUUACUUUUUACAUUGCUCUAAAUUUACUGUUAAUUUAACGUCCUGCCCUUUUUAAAUUUUUUAUAUGUCUUGUGUUUAAGGCCACGAAAGAUCUGGAGAACUACGACAAAGAGAGGCACGAUGAGUUCAAGAGGUAUGAAAUGAUGAAAGAACACGACAGACGGGAACACCUGAAAACACUCAGCGAGGAUGAAAGGAAGAAAGAGGAGGAGCACUACGAGGAGAUGAAGAAGAAGCAUGCUGACCACCCCAAAGUCAACCACCCGGUGAGCCUACUUUAGAGUCACUAAACAUCACGCACUUGAUGUGGUUUCUGUAAGCCAGGGAAAAGGAUAUACUUAAUGUCCUUCAUACUUUUGUGAUCAUUGUUUAAAAUCUUUAUUAUUGUGUUUUAGAAGUAUAAUGGGAACUUAUGCCUUCACCUUGCAGGGUAGCCAGAAUCAACUGAAGGAGGUUUGGGAGGAAGCUGAUGGCUUGGACCCUGAAGAUUUUGACCCCAAGACAUUUUUUAACCUUCACGGUAAGACCUUCGGGAUAAUGAAGGAACAAUGUCUGUCUGUUCAGUAAAAAAUCUGUAUUUUGUUAAUUAUUUUUCGUCAUAAUUUCAAACUAUACUUGACUAAAUAACCAAGUUUUUAUGAUGCAGACACCAAUGGAGAUGGCUUUUUCGAUGAACAGGAGCUGGAGGCAUUAUUCACCAAAGAGGUACAGCCUAUUUGUCUUAAAAUGAGUAAUGUUUGAGUGAAUGGUCUUUGCACUGACUGUUUGUCACUUCGAUUUCAGCUGGAAAAAAUUUAUGACCCCACCAACGAGGAGGAUGAUAUGGUGGAGAUGGAGGAAGAGAGGCUUCGUAUGAGAGAGCAUGUCAUGAAUGAGGUACAGUAAGUUAAUCUCAGGGCCCUCCCAUGAACUCUGUGCUUUAACAUGCUCAUAAAUAAAGCCCUCCAUCUGUUGUUUGUUGCAUUGACUACAUUCAUGAAUAUAAAAUCAAUCUCUUUGCACAAGCGUCUUUAUUCCUGUCUUUGUCACACUUUAGGUGGAUUCCAACAAAGACAGGCUGGUCUCUUUAGAAGAGUUCCUGAUCGCCACCAAGAAAAAAGAAUUCCUGGAGCCAGAUAGCUGGGAGGUGAGAUAAUGUGUUUGUCAUAUGUAUGGUAUUUAAGAAUCAUACUAAAACAAUUUUGCCAGCAGAAGUUUUAUGAAUCCUCUCAUAUCCAUUUUGUGUUUCUCAGACCUUGGAGCAGAAUCAGGCUUACACAGACGAGGAGAUGAGGGAGUUUGAGGAGCAUCUUGCUCAGCAGGAACAGGACCUUCACCUGAAGGCUGUUGACCUCCAGAAACAGAGAGACGAGUUAGAGAGACAACAGGAGCAGCUUAACGCACAGAAAAUAGAGCUGCAACAGGUAAGGAGUGGAUCACUGUCAUUGGAAAACUAUAAUAAAAGCAAGGUUUGCUUCAGGGGUUUGAUUGGAAAACUAUAAUAAAAGCAAUAAAUUUAGGGCAAUAAUACGGAAGAGGAUUAGGGCCACUGGGAAAAAAAGGGUCUGAUAUAAUUCUUUUAAAAUUAUUUUUCUGAGAAAAAAAAGUCUGAAUUCUAAGAUUAAAGUCAAAAUUCUGAAUGUAAACUCAGAAUUCUGACUUUAAUCUCAGAAUAAUAGUUUAAAAAAUUAUAUUAAACCUUUUUUUUCCAGUGGCCCUAAUCCUCUUCUGUACAAUAAAGUUGUUAGAAAGCACAGAUUUUUGUGGUGUCUAUUGUUAAAUUUUGUUUUAAAAAAUCCCAUCACUUUCCAGUAUAACAUAAAAUGUCUGCAUCUUGAUUGUUGCAGGCAGUUGAGCACAUGGAACGUCUGAAAUCACAGAAGGUUGAACCUCCUCCAGAGGUUCACGGUAAGUGUGGAUUGUUGUGUCUUUGGGUUUGUCUUUUUUUACAGUCAUACAUCACAGGCAGAUCUGAAAAAAUAAAACUGACACUCUGUUACAGUUGAAGGAAAUGCUGUCCCAGAGAUACAUGCAGCUGAUAUCGAGUUACAUCCUGAACAAGUGGCUCAACAAGCACAUCAACCUGUGCCCCCAGCUCAUCAAGAUAUACCUCAGGAACACCAUGAACCCCAACACCAAGACCUGGCUCAACAAGGUCUUCCACAAACACACCAGGAUUUGCCCCCAGGACACCAAGAAGCACCACAAGGCCUAAAUAACCUGCCAUAACAGAACUAUAUGAACUCCCACAACCGGACUUUUGCAGCAGCUCCACCUCAGCGUGCAGAGGGGCGGUCCUCUCUGAGUAUUAGACCUCAUGCGCAGCAUGACUUCGCGGUUUGGAGGACGGUUGAAUGAAAGCGAGCAGAACAAAAGGAAUCCCUGUAGAAUGACUGUAAUCCUUGGAUUACGUAACAACAUCUCAAUAAUAAAACAAACAAUCAAGGAUCAACAUUUCAACCUGUGCAAACUUUGACAAGCAAUGAAAAGAGAACGUUUGGUAAAGCAGUAAUACAAAAGAAACUGAAUUUUGUUGAGCUGUCUUUACCUGCUGUUGGAAGUACUGAACCUUUCUAGAUGACAAGCUACUGUCUGUGUUAGGCUUUCAAAGGGAGUAAGGUGUGCAGAGCAAGUUUGAUUUCUUCAUUUUGACUUUGAUUUUCAGACCAGACUGUAAGGAUACCCCUCAAAUCCUGAAAAAAAUGAGAUAAAUUUAUACGUUUGUGAUGAAAUGAAUUUCCCUGGACAUCAAACAUUUAAAAAAACAUUUUUUUUUAAUCACAGGGUUCAGAAAAUUUUUACAAUGAGAAUCCGUCAGCAUACAGAGAUCUGAUGCUCUGAGAACUAUUUACUUUUAAUAUAAGGACUGGAUGUCGACAGGUUUCCAUUAAGUCAUUUAAAUCCAACCUAAAUUUGAUCUCCUGUCAUAUUCAGCUGUUACUGUACGCAAAGUUGAUUUUUUUACAAUAUUUUCUUUUCACCACAAACACCACCAUAAACCCGGGUCACUCAGUGACCCUUUACUGCAGUCAAAUUAGGGAUCAUAUACUAUUUCUUUAUUGAUCAUGGUUGCUGUCAUACUUUGUAGCUGUUUACACCUGAUCUGUAGAAUGCCUCUGCGUAAAAAGUCGUGGACACAAGAUUACAGCAACGGGCCAAGUGUUGGCCAUCUUGCAGCUGAUCUCUACUGACCUUGAUGGCUUUAUUUUUUUUUUAAACCAUGUCAUUAAUUUUGAUUAAAAAUAACAUGGGAGGUAUGGAAAAUCUUUUUUCAACAAACUUUAAUCUCCUCUUAAAUACCACUGAAGUCCAAAACUUUUUAAGCCGGAGUUGGCUGACUAAAUGUGGCCCCCAAAUCGUGAACUUGCAUUUGUUCUUUUAAGCUUGGCAUUUUCAUUUGAUUUUUGUUUUUUUUUUUAUGCACAAAAUGUAAAUGUGUGGAUUUAUUUAUAAGUUGAUCAUUUUUGAUCAUGGUUUUCGAUUUGUUUAUAGAAACAGUUUUGGUGUAGAGAAGUUAAUUUUAUCAGUUGAGGUGCAGGCUCCUAUUCUGGUGCCUGCCAUCAUCAAAUGUUUGAAGGAACUAAUGGAUUGGUUAAAUUAGUUCUGUGAAUAUGAAGAACUUAUCAUUAAAAAGGGGCAAUGUUCUGAGUUGUUGAUGGAAAAAAAAUCACCUUUUACCUGUCAUUUUGCUUAAGAUUUGCAUUCUGUUGACGAUUUAUUUGGCACCAGGUGUUACAUAUUUCCUUUUCAUCUUAGCAUGGCUUACUUUCCACAAAAAAUGAUGUGGUUUAUUUAAUUGCUGUGCUUUCCAGGUUGAUUUUUUUGCUGUCCUGCAGAAAGGCUUCAUUGCAUCCAGUGUUUGAAUUUUUCUGCCUUAUUGUGGAUAUUUGAAAAACUUCUAUAGAAAACAUUUCGUUGCCGUUUCAUUUGAUUUCUGUGUGCCAAGUGAUCCUUUGAGACAGUACUGCAUCAUUAUUUGCACAUAAUGUACGGAUAGUGUUUCUUACUGCUGGGUAAAUUUCAGUCAUUUGAAAGACCUGUACACCUCAGUUCAAGACAAUAAAACAGUUAUGACCUUUUACGUGGUGUGACAGAUUU
Xyrichtys novacula (pearly razorfish) is the source of this 8104-nucleotide messenger RNA. The record is from the annotation of a GenBank genome assembly. Lineage: Eukaryota; Metazoa; Chordata; Actinopteri; Labriformes; Labridae.